Mizuhopecten yessoensis (Yesso scallop) is the source of this 1097-nucleotide messenger RNA. Its product is annotated as UPF0691 protein C9orf116 homolog. The transcript has 4 exons. Gene Ontology annotation, cellular component: axonemal microtubule. The coding region runs from base 109 to 432 and encodes 107 amino acids. Lineage: Eukaryota; Metazoa; Mollusca; Bivalvia; Pectinida; Pectinidae. Gene Ontology annotation, biological process: axoneme assembly. The record is from RefSeq and is a predicted model, not a curated record.
GGAAGUGACGUUCUCCAUAGCAACAAAACUUGGUUACGGCAUUAUUUGGGAUUGGGUGCAUUGAGUAGAUUUAUUUAGUAAAGAUUAGUGUUCAAACCGCAACAAAUAAUGGCUUGUAACGAGGAACAAGAGAAGGUACAGAAAAUGGGACCAGGUGGCGUACCCGAGGGAUCUCAGACUGCUGCAUUCUACAGAACAGACAACAUCCCUACACGCUUUGAUAACCCAGACUGGUUCCAGGGAUACGGAGGUAAAGAUCAACACCCUAUGUACAGGACUACCUCCUGUACUUACGGAGCCAAGCCACCCUCUGUUCACACCAUGCCAACCUCAUUUCACUGCAGAUCACAAAAGUUCUCGGAGCAUCUUGGCAAAUGCGGAAUGUACAGAAACCACUCCCUCAACACCAACUCGGACAUCAGUCGUGUGUAGCCUUACCCGGCAACAAAAUACGAAUCACAUGUAGAUUGAACUGUAUGGAUUUUACACAACUUAACCACCUACUGGACGGAAACAUACAAUAUUAUAAAGAAACACAACCAUUUGAAAGGAAUUAAAAAUUCAGACUUUUUAUAAGUUGAAAGUAUUUGUUAAGAAGUAGAGGUUAGAUAAGGCUAAGGUCUAGGACACUUUACAAAACAACUCAAUAGAAUACCACUGAUGUGUCGAGGUUUAUAAUUUGCCUUUGUUACUGUGAACAUGAAAUGUAUGAAGAGUGUUAGGUUUGAAUGAAGCUAGGUUCUCUUGCUCUGACUUUAAGCUGUAUGAUAGAAACACAAUCUGGAGGCUCUAAUGCCAUUUGUUAAGGGUAUGCAAAGCUACUACAGAUCUUUCAUGUAAAUACCAAUAGAAGUUUGAAUAACAGACAAUAUGAAAUAUCUAGGAGUGGAGCACUUUACAGUCUUAAAUCAGCAAUUUAGAACUAUGGUCAAAAUGUCAGAAAGAAUUUGUUAUAUUUGUGACACAAACACAUUUAAGUAUAUAUUUAAUUCUUCUCAUUUCUAUUUGUACAUAAAAAGCUCUAUACAGUUUUGUUUUAUAAAAUGUCAUGGCUUUUAUCAUGCAACCUAUGAAUAAAUAUAUAUGUGGAAAAUAUA